Molecule: messenger RNA, 312 nt
Organism: Pseudogymnoascus destructans
Lineage: Eukaryota; Fungi; Ascomycota; Leotiomycetes; Thelebolales; Thelebolaceae
Exons: 1
Coding region: 1-312 (103 amino acids)
Source: RefSeq, a predicted model, not a curated record
AUGCCUAACAAUGCCCUGGAUCGCUGCACGCUGAUCCCGGAGCUUCUGAAAGAGCUGUCUCCUUGCUCUAAGGUUAUGUUACUCAUUGAUCAUGUUGGCAUCUUUCUUACGGGCCGACUCGUAUGUAAUGUGCUCCCCGUUGUCGAGCUCAAGAGCAGCUGUCAUGGUGAAAGAAGCAUACCUCGCCGGCUGUUGAGAGUUUCAUUUUUGCGCCACAAAGUUGCUGCUAUGCUAGAAGAAUCAUUCGAGUUGGAUUUUGUUUCGCCAUGGGGUGUCGCAACGUCCGCUUUUCAGAGACCCUACCAAAGAUGA